Phoenix dactylifera (date palm) is the source of this 2648-nucleotide messenger RNA. Lineage: Eukaryota; Viridiplantae; Streptophyta; Magnoliopsida; Arecales; Arecaceae. The record is from RefSeq and is a predicted model, not a curated record.
GCUUACAUUCACUCACAGUAAGACUCGAAAAAAGAACUCCCCGGCCAACUUCUCACCCGCCAUCGACUCCGUCGUUAUAAUGGAAUUCUGGGGGCAUCUCAAGGGGACGCGAAGGAGGCGAGGAUGCCGGGAUUCGGGUUAGGAGUUGGAGCGGAGGAAUUGGGAGGAGAGGAGAGGAGGGAGGGGAGGAAGAAGAGGUCGGAGCAGCGGCAUUUGAGAGCGGGAGGGAGGAGGAGAGCUGUGGCGAGCCCCGAUUCCCUGAUCUCCCACUCCUCCGACCACCAUUCCGCCGGCAACGGCAACGCCAGCGUCCGUAGUGCCGGCAGCCAGUUCUCCUCCGCCUCCGGCAGCGCUGCCUACCGCCGCUCCUUCGGAUCCGACCAUGACCCACCUUUUUCCCAGCUUUCCGUCUUGCAUUUGGCGGGACGCGAGCGCUCCGGUGGAGCUGGGCUGGAUCCAGAUCCGGAGAAAGGUCCCUCUUUGCUUCUCUCCUCCCCUGAUAUCCUCACCACCCCACUCCACAAAGGGGAUCAGGGAAAGCUUUUAAGCUUUUCUGGUUUCACAGAGCUAGAGAAGGACUCGGUACAGUCAGAAGAAGAAGAAGAAGAAGAAGAGCAGAAGGAGGAGGAGGAGGAGGAGGAGGAAGAAGAAAGCCUAGACCCAGCACAGCACUCCUUCUCUCAUGCCCGCAGAGAAUGCAAGGGCCGCCGGUUCAGAUCUGAAGCUGCCCCUUUACCGGGAAGGAAGCCCCGGAGGCGCAGGCCGGCCUCCCUCGACCUCAGCAAUAGCCAGGGGGCCGAUGCGGCUGUCCUGUCCCCAAGGUUAUUUAUUGGCGGUUUAGGAGGAGGCAUGAAGAAGAGCUCCGCCUCCUCGUCCCGCAGCAGAUCGGGCACAUUCCCCAGCCCUGGGACGCCGAACUACCGGCAAGGUGUUGGAGCUGCAGGGUACCAGAAAGGAUGGAGCUCCGAGCGGGUGGCGCCGCCGGUGGACAGCAGCCGGAGGUACGGGGGCAAUGGUGUUUUGCUGCCAUUCAACAACGGGAGGACAUUGCCUUCAAAAUGGGAGGAUGCGGAGAAGUGGAUCUUUAGCCCCGUUUCAGGUGAUGGGAUUGGGAGGCCGUCGGUGCCGCCACCUCAUCAUAGACGGCCCAAGUCGAAAAGCGGUCCGCUCGGAGCUCCCGGCAAUGUUCAUAGGGUCUGCUCUUCAGCGUCGCCACCGGUCCCCUGCUUCGACGGCGAGAGGGUUGGAAAUUUCGCGGCAAGCUCGCCUUUUCUGGCGGGAGUCCUGAUUCCAGAACGCGGGUGUUGUGGUGGCGGCAACGAUGGAAGAGGUCGUGGAGGAGGGGGAGGGAAAUCUUAUUCUGCCAAUACAGAGCCUUAUAUAGUGCGAUCCGCGAGCACACAAGGGUGGGUGGAUACACUGAUCGAGUCGUCUUCCUCGUUACCCAGCUCACAUGGCACCACUACACAAGAUGUGAAACUUGAAAGCGCCAGAGUAGCAGCCACCAUGGUUUCUCCUCUAUUUUUGAGGAAGGACGUCGCGACACAAAUGAGCCCCGAAGGAAGUAGCUCCACUUCUCCAAAGAAGAGGCAUUUCAUUUCCCCAUCUGCACAAUCAGCCCAUCCCAUUCAAGAGCUGGAAAGCCAUUUAUCAAAGUUGGAGGUAAGAGAUGUACAGGUAGAUGAUCGAGUAACUGUCACCAGGUGGUCCAAGAAACACAUAGCCCGUGGCUCUGAUAGGCGUUUAACAAACAUCAUAGAAUGGAAGAAGAAGACAGUGGGGGCUAAGGCUUCUUCCUGGGAAGUUGCAGAUUCAGCAAAAUCUAUGUCAAAGUGCAAAAGAGAGGAAGCUAAGAUCACAGCAUGGGAGAAUUUGCAGAAAGCAAAAGCUGAGGCAGCGAUCAGGAAACUAGAGGUAAAGAGGAGUGCUGUUAAGUUUGACAGGACGGGAAUUGGAGAUGAUCAGAAGCCUCAAGUAGCAUUUUGUAUCAUAUAUCAGUUUUUUUCUUUUUUGUUUUAUGACCAUCUGGUAUAUUCGAAAGCUAUUUUCUUGUCAAGCUGUUAUUUAGUACUAAUAAAUUGGUCUUAUGCAGGCAGAUUGCAAAUAAUAACCCUUUAGCAUGAGAUUAAAAAUUUAAAAUUCUGUAAGAUGUUUCAGGAUCUGCUGAUGUUUGCCACAUGAUGCGUGUCAGAUGUUGGAUCCUUUUUCUGGAUAUUCCUGAACCGAGGAAAUGGAAUAAGCUGCAGUAUACUCUGCCAACGCAUGAUCAAGUGAGCCCAUCAAAAACGCCUCAAAAAGCAUGGUGGUGUUGUGAUGCCUGAAACGCAAGGCCAUUAUUUGGAACCAUGUUAUGAAUCCUUUUUGCGCGACAUCUUAUUAUUUGGAAGCAUCAUGGGUAGGUCAAAUCCUCUUUAAAUACAUGGCUUGGCUCAUGGAAUUUGCUAUUAAGCAAGGCCAGUCUUGUUAAACGAAAAAAGAGAUGCAUAUCUCCUAUCGAACAAUCUGAUUAUUUUUGUCUUGCCUAGGAAAAUGCUGCAUUGCUGUGACAGUGUAGUGGAUUCCUACUUCUAGCAGGCAUGCUGCUGUAAGAACAACCUCGAAUUUAACCAAUCAUGCUGGGUUGCACCAUUAACAAUGGUUGGAAAAUA